AUGUCGUUCAACGUGCUGGCAGACUACUUGGUAAUAAACGACCGCGAGAAUGAACCCGCCAAGCAUCACCAGAAAUACGACUGGGAGUACCGUAGCGUUCGUUUGAUGAAAGAAAUUUUGCGCUGGUCACCCCAUAUCGUGAACCUGCAAGAGGUGGAUCACUUUGAAGACUUUUUCGAGCCAAGAAUGAAGAAGGCGGGCUUUGUAGGCGUCUACAAAAGAAGAACUGGGGAGAAUACGCACGACGGUUGCGCGAUCUUCGUGAAGAAGAGCAUGUUCCGCAUCGUAUCCUCUCACCCGAUCGAGUACCACGUGCUGGAUCAUCCUGUAUUGGAUCGAGAUAAUAUUGCAUUGACAGCAGUGGUGGAGGCCAAGAACAGCGUCGGUGGACCCAGUCCUGCUCGUUUUGUGGUCACGAACACACACUUGCUGUUCAACCCAAAUCGCGGUGAGAUCAAGUUGGCUCAGUUGGACAUGCUACUGAAGCACUUGACUUCUCUGCGCAAGGAGCACAACGCGAUACUGCCGGUUCUUCUCUCCGGGGAUUUUAAUCUAGCGCCGCACAGCCCACUUUACCACUUUCUAUCUACGGGAAAGCUGGAUGCGUCUGGGCUUUCGCGCUAUGGCUUAUCUGGUCAAAAUCUGGAUACGUAUGCGCUCAAGAAAGCCGCACGGGUCAACGAAAACGAUCGAACCCGUCACCAUGGAAAUGGUACUGCAUUUGGAAAGUUUGACAGUUACCGGGCCCAACGAGAUGAUUUUCGCGUUUACAAGCCCAACACAGUGUACUCUCAUGAGCUUGAUUUCGCCAGUGCGUAUGCUCAGUUGCCCGAUGAUAAGUGCACGGGCGAGCCGAAGUUCACGAUAUUCCAUAGUGGCUCCAAGGCCACAGUCGACUAUAUCUGGUACACACGGAGCUCGCUGCACUGCCACGGAGUAGUGGAAAUGAUCCCUGCUGGACUGCUCUUCAAGCACGACGAGCUACCUACUACCGAACAUUCAAGCGACCACCUAUCGCUUGUUGCCGAUUUCUCGCUGCGAUGA
Messenger RNA from Phytophthora nicotianae INRA-310, 1044 nucleotides. RefSeq lists its product as hypothetical. The transcript is spliced from 7 exons. The coding region runs from base 1 to 1044 and encodes 347 amino acids. The record is from RefSeq and is a predicted model, not a curated record. Gene Ontology annotation, molecular function: 3'-5'-RNA exonuclease activity. Lineage: Eukaryota; Oomycota; Peronosporomycetes; Peronosporales; Peronosporaceae.